Molecule: messenger RNA, 3246 nt
Organism: Pyricularia grisea
Lineage: Eukaryota; Fungi; Ascomycota; Sordariomycetes; Magnaporthales; Pyriculariaceae
Exons: 1
Coding region: 1-3246 (1081 amino acids)
Biological process (GO): phosphatidylinositol dephosphorylation
Molecular function (GO): phosphatidylinositol-4,5-bisphosphate 5-phosphatase activity
Source: RefSeq, a predicted model, not a curated record
AUGCCUCCCAGUACAGCUGAUGCCGCCGCCGGCAUGGACACAGGUUCUGUCGACGGUGACGCCGGCUCGUCACCCCUCUCCCUGCACCGCGCAGUCCACGCCCGUCGCGACGAGUACAUACAGCAACACAAGAUGCGUAUCAAGAUCGGGACCUGGAACGUCGCGGGCCUUCAAGGGACGGACAAGGACCUUGCGACCUGGUUUGUACACGGUAAAGGCGUCGAUCGUCGCCUUGCCACUCUCGAUGUGGCUCGAAACCCCGCCAUUGAGCGUCAAGAAACUGCCGACAGCCUCGACGACGACCCAAAUGCAGUGCGCCUCGUGGGCGGCGACAAGAUCGGCCUUUACGUUUUGGGCCUGCAGGAGGUUGUGGACCUGAAUGUUGCGAGCCAGUACAUGCGCGGCGUCUACUCAUCUUCCGAAUCCCUCAGCGCCAUGGACCGUUGGAAGAUGGCUUUGGAGGCCGCCCUGCCGUCUGGUUACACAUUGAUAGCCUCCGAGCAGAUGACGGGCCUCUUGCUCCUGAUCUAUGCCUCGGCCGAGGUAGCUCCAACCAUCAGCAACGUCAGCACAUCCGCCGUCGGCACAGGGCUGCUUGGGUACAUGGGGAACAAAGGUUCCGUGGCAGCGCGCAUCGUUGUCGGCGAGGCCACGCGCAUGACGUUUGUAAACUGCCACCUUGCAAGCGGGCAUGAGUCGACAAACCUUGAGAGGAGGUUGUGGGAUGUUGGACAAAUCCUGAGUCGAACACAGUUCCCACCCGUUCCUUUACAUCCUGGAGCAGGUGGAGAAGGGGGGAGUCCUGAAAAGAUAGGCGAUGAGGAUUUCGCCUUUUGGUUUGGAGAUCUGAACUUUAGACUCGACCUUCCAGGACAGGACAUACGGAGGCUUUUGUUGCUUCACACCAGAGGAGAAUACGAUGUCAGCCAAAAGCCCAAGGGUAAGGAAGAUACCGCUCUGGAUGGAGAAGAAGCCAUAGUGUUGCGCACUUCCGACAGCAGUGACGAUAAAACAGAGACCAGCUCAAACAGGACAGGGAGUAGUGUCGACGGUCAGACAGACAGAGACGACGACUCGAUAUCGUUGCCCGACCCGGAUGAUUUCCUACCCGACCCCUCAGAUGAUCCAGCAUCCCUGCAAGCAACCUUGGACUCAUUGCUUCCUCAUGAUCAACUUGGAAAACUCAUUAAAGACGGCAAAGUAUUCCAAGAAGGUUGGCGAGAGGGACCAAUCACGUUUCUUCCUUCAUACAAGUACGAUGUCAACACGGUAGGCCUGUUCGACUCUAGUGACAAGAAGAGGGCGCCCAGCUGGUGCGAUCGCAUCCUGUACCGUAGCAAGAAAGACCGUGAAGCCUAUCAGAAGAAAGUCCGCGAUGCUGAAGAGUCGCGACGCAGGGAUGAGGAGCUCAAGUCACGAGGCAUCGGAGAGGGGACAGAGGACGAUGAAGUUUUGUUCGACUAUGACCCAGAGAACGACGGGGAUGAUCAACCCACCAAGAGCACCGAUACGAAUAGUAAUAGCAACAACAGCAGUAACACCAAUGUUUUUGACUAUGACGAGUACGACGAAAACGAAGACGCUGAUGGCGCAGAAGACGCCAGCGAGGAUCGCAUCCAUCUAGACAUAUACACAUCACAUCAGCGCAUACAAUCUUCAGAUCAUAAACCAGUUAUAUCUGUUUUCGACAUCAACUACGACGCCGCAGUCCCGGAGCUCAAGGCAAAUGUGUAUGCGGAUGCGGCUCGAGAGCUAGAUCGCGCUGAGAACGAGUCACGGCCAGUUAUCACGGUCGUGGUAGAGAAGACGGACCGGGGUGAUUCACACAUUGAUGGCACGGAUGCAGGAGAGGCCGCGGCCAUCAAUUUUGGGGACGUCUACUACCUACGUAAGAAGACGUCCUCCAUGACCAUUGCCAACACGGGACGAGUAGCUGCCAAGUUCUCGUUUGUGGAGAGGCCGAGCUCGGAUCAGGACCCUCUGGGAGUUGGAAAUUCCCAGUGGCUGACGACAUCGUUCCUGCGGACAGACCUUGGCCCACAGGCUGGUGACAACGAAGCGGUGGAUUUGGGCAAGGAGGUUACACUCGAGCCAGGAGAGACGGUCAAAGCCGUCAUCGGAAUAUCGGUCGACAAUAUCAAUCUCGUUACGCACCUGAACGACGGCCAGGCCUCUCUCGAGGAAGUGUUGAUAUUACGAGUAGAACAAGGGAGAGAUCAUUUCAUACCCGUGCGGGCGCACUGGAUGGUUACCUGCAUUGGAAGGUCUAUAGAGGAGCUCAUCAGAGUCCCUGAUGGCGGAAUAAGGGCGUUUGUUGAGGAACUAUCCGCGAAAAAGAAGGCAGAUGGGGCUUCUGGCAGUAAGCGGGUGGGUUCGAUCCCGUAUGACUGCGAAGUGCGUUGCGCCGCACCCAAGGAGCUGUUCAAGCUCACAGAGGCUGUCGAGACCUUGGCUGAGAGGGUAUUAGCCGAUGAGCAGAUGCUUGAGACAGAGGUGCCACGUAACAAGGGAGCCUGGCCAUUUUCAGAUGCUCAGCCGUCUUUGGAAUCUCGGGACCCUCGUCUGGUUGCAGCGGUCAUUGACCACCUUGAUCAGGACAAGGCAGUAGCGGAGGCGUUUGAACCAGAGGUUGAUUCGAUGAAGAGACUCGAGGUGGUUGCCGAAGUACUUCUCAUCUUCCUCCAGAGUUUGACAGACGGUAUCGUCACGAUUUCGCUGUGGGCGCAGCUCGAACAAGCCUCCAUCCCAUCCCUGACAUCCUCGGGCAAUACCGCUACCACGGCAGCCAAACAGAUGCAGGAGGAGGACAAGGCAACUGUCCUAGACGUCCUUGCCGCGGCACCCAACCAUAAUAUUUCCUUUGUUUUCCUAACAACUACGCUGGCCAAAGUGAUAGCAGAGCUGACGCCCCUGACCAAGGCGGAGACGGCGCUGAUAAGAACAGCGACCUCAUCCAGCUCUGGUUCGACCGCUUCAUCCAUGUCGGGAAUAUCGCCAUUGGCACUUACGCGACGGUCUCUCAGCUUCCGCCGCGGGCCGGUCGCGGGGCAAGGUGCUGCUGAGGCCUUAGCUGCGUUGGAGAAGAGACAGGCCAAGGAGCGUCAGGUAGCCGAAGUGCUGGCGCGUGUGGGCAAGGUUUGUCGGGCGCCAGUGAUGACCAAGGCCAAGGAGAUACGGGCUGUGGAGGAUAAGCAAAGGGCGUUGCUCGAGCUGUUUUUAAGGCGAGAGCUGUAUGGUCCCGAUUAG